Messenger RNA from Habropoda laboriosa, 469 nucleotides. It is a transcript of the gene Irbp18, whose product is annotated as CCAAT/enhancer-binding protein gamma. NCBI's taxonomy places the organism in Eukaryota, Metazoa, Arthropoda, Insecta, Hymenoptera, Apidae. Gene Ontology annotation, molecular function: RNA polymerase II cis-regulatory region sequence-specific DNA binding; DNA-binding transcription factor activity, RNA polymerase II-specific. The transcript is spliced from 4 exons. The record is from RefSeq and is a predicted model, not a curated record. The coding region runs from base 98 to 469 and encodes 123 amino acids. Gene Ontology annotation, biological process: DNA-templated transcription; regulation of transcription by RNA polymerase II.
ACACGCAUGGUACGUUAAUAGCGAAAGAAGUGUCAAUUUUGAAGUUUUCACAGUAACAUUAAAUCAAGGAUACAAGGAUUUGUACGAACCAUGAAAGAUGGCACCAAAAAAUAAAGAAAAUUAUACAUCUGCAAGUAAAAAGAAAAGACAAAUUUCUGAGGAAGAAGAUGAUGAAGAUUAUAGAAGACGUAGGGAUAGAAAUAAUCAGGCUGUAAAACGUUCUAGAGUUAAAAGUAAAUUACGUAACCAACAAACAUUCGAACGUGUAAAUCAGUUAAAAACAGAGAAUGAAUUACUUGAAGAAAAAGUUAAAAUGCUUACAAAAGAAUUAGGAUUUUUGAAAGACCUUUUCCUUGCACAUGCAGGUUCAAGUCAACACUCUGUAAACAUUCAAGAUAUAGAUUUAAAUGCUCUCUUGGCUGAAGAUACAAAACCUGUGGAACAUGUAAAAGAUAUCACUAAACCAUAG